AUGUUCAAGGGACUGAAAUCGAAACUGGAGGAUGAAGCGAAGAAACUACAGGCGACUGUAUCACAAUAUGGCGAAAAUAUCGCGCAACAAGUACGAUCUGGCGUGAGCGAUACUGGCAGUGAUGCAAGUGGGCAUGCACGACGUUUUUUUGGUAUUACGGGUUCCAACCCCACGCAGCAACAGUCCCCUUCGCCAUCUCCAAAUCUUCUUGGCGACGAAGAAGUAAGAAAAGCAUUUAAAUAUGGUAGUUGUCUAAUUUUAACAACUUUUUUUUACAAAUUGCUACAAAUUUCAUUAUUUAUUCGCAUUUUAGAAUAG
Molecule: messenger RNA, 318 nt
Organism: Gongylonema pulchrum
Lineage: Eukaryota; Metazoa; Nematoda; Chromadorea; Rhabditida; Gongylonematidae
Source: the annotation of a GenBank genome assembly